AUGAAUGGCGAUUCUCGUGACGAUGCCGACUACGAUGCCGGCGAAGCGUCUGGGAAUUUGGCUACUCGACUUCAUGAUUGUCCUAUCUCCAAUUCUCCAUUUGCUGGACGUCCUUCUGGCCCUUAUUCUCAUUUAACUUCUAACUGGUCGACAGCUCUACCUUCUCCUGAUUCUGAUGAAGCCGCUCUCUUUUAUCUCCUAGAUCUGGCUACCUUUUUUGAUAUGGCAAGGGCUGGCCGUUGGCAGGCGGCUAUUCAGCACAUGGACCAGCUUGGUCUUCUGCCAAGCACUACUAUUGAGUCCACAUCAAGCUCACCUGGACUUGGUGUCGAUCAAUGUGUAGCCCUAUUUUCCCGGCUCUCGGACUGUGUGCGACGGCCACUGGCAGCUACAGCUAUUCUGUGUUUGAUGCGCUGUCUUGUUGCUUCAGCUAAUUCCCUUAUUCUCGGACCUGGACUUGGUCAUGAUUCUUCAGAGAUAUUGUAG
Protopolystoma xenopodis is the source of this 486-nucleotide messenger RNA. Lineage: Eukaryota; Metazoa; Platyhelminthes; Monogenea; Polystomatidea; Polystomatidae. The record is from the annotation of a GenBank genome assembly.